UGCUGUGUAAGCGCCGCCCCGUCCCCCGGGUCAGCAGGUUAGGCGGCGCGGUGUACGGGGAGAUCGGUGAUCGGUAGGCCUGAGGGCGGACAUGGUCGGGUUCGGAGCCCCGAGGCGGACGGGCCGCCUCCCCCCAUUCGUCCUGGUGGCGCUGCUGGCGGUGAUCGGCCUCUUGGCCUUCAAUUACUGGAGCGUCUCGUCCCGGCAGGCCGCCCUCCUGGAGGAUCUCUCCGCUCUGCAGGAGCAAGUCCAGCGGACGGAGGUGGCCCGGAGCCGGCUGGAGAAAAGACACUCCGACCUGAUGGUGCAAUCCGAGAGCGGGAGGAGGCAGCUGGAGCAACGCCUGGGAGAGUGCCGGAGUGUGGAGGAGAGGCUGCAGAGCCGGGAGGCGGAGGCCCAGAGGUGCGAGGCCGAGAGGGAGAAGCUGCUGUCCAACGUGUCGCAACAGAUGGCAGACGUCAGCCGCUUAAAGGAACAAUUAAAUGAACUGCGUCAGGAAUUCCUGCGUCAGGAGGAUCAGCUGCACGAGUACAAGAACAAUUACACCUUGCUGCAGAAAUCGCAGAAGGAAGAGAGUCUACAGUGUACCAAACAGCUGGCCGAUCAGAAGCGUGAAUAUGAAGAGAGCAUUAAGACCCUGCAGCAGCUGGCAAGCAAAGAUAAGGAGGCACCACCUGAACUUGCAGGAGAGGAUGGGGGGGCUGACGACAAAGUGAACCCCGCAGACCCUGAAGUGAGAGACGUACACGUAGAAGACCCCAGUAACCGCGUGCAUUAUGAUAAAGAGGCUGCACAGGUCGGUGGUGAUGGUGAAGGAGGAGCCGGCGGUGGUGGUGAUGCAGGAAUGCCAGAAAUAGAGGACAGUGAGCCGGCACAACCAAACCUCGUCCCAACUGCUGUGAAAAAGGUGGAGGUUGGUGCUCUUCAACAUGACACAGGGGAGUCCGAGAAACGACCUUCCUUGCAGCCGGAUUCCAUAACUAAUGCACAAGUGAAGUACCUUCCUCCCGGGGCCAAUAAGGAGCUGGAUCCUCCGUUAGAAGACAACGCCCUGCAUUUGGGGCCCCUACCCGGCAAGCCAAUCCCCAAAGAUCCCAAGUCUCUGAUCUUUCCCAACUUGAAGCAAAGUCGGUUUUUUGAUGAGAAUGAGUCCCCUGUAGAUCCUCAACAUGGUUCUAAAGUGGCAGAUUAUAACGGGGAUGAUGGGAACGUGGGUGAGUACGAGGCAGACAAGCAGGCAGAGCUGGCUUACAAUGAGGAAGAGGAUGGUGAUGGGGGAGAAGAAGAUGUACAAGAUGAUGAAAAUGAUGGACAAGGGGAUGCGGCGGAAUAUAGAAAAGACCACUUUGGCGAGACCCUGUAACUUGCGACCUGGACAGAGAAAAAUGAAACGGAUCAAAACGUGCCAAGCGCCAGGGCUUUACUUGUACUGUAAGCAAAAGGGCCUAAAGACCAGCCGCCGGUCGUCUUCUAUACACUGGUGUAGGGGGAGCUUCUGAACUAUCGAUCAGCUGCUUGCCCCUCCCCCCUCCCCUUCUUAUGUUUGAUGGAGAGGCCCAAUAACAUUCAAAAAGAUACCGAAAUGAAGGCUACGCGGGACCCAGGCCACUUUUGCGGCUGUAGAAAGACGUUGAACUUCCUGACGGGUUCCUUUUUCUUGGGUCUGUAGGAUAUGAACCUUUUGCUGGAAAUUUGGUUCUCUUCUCGAUCUGAUCUUUGUAACGUCCGUAAUCAUGAUGCCCAAAACUAUCUGGACUUUCUAAAUGGAAAUGUGAAUACGUUCCUUUUUUUUUUUUUUUUUUAAACCAUGCCACGCAGGCUCUCUUCUGCCAGCAUGGCUCUAGGUUGGGGGACUUGAGGACUCGGUAUACGCGGGAGACGUUCGCCAACUAAAACCAGACCACCUGCUGUAGACCCCGAGCGACCAUGUGGUUAAAGGGGACCCUGUUCAUUGUGAAGGGUCCUGGAAUGUUGUUUUUCUGAAAGGGGGGGGGUCCGUUCUUCCUUGUGUACGCAGUACGGCCAAGUACCAAUCCCUCUGAGGAUAUUUAUAUAUGAUUUUGUAUGUAAUUUUGUGUAAAUAGAAGCCGUAAACCUACAUUUUUGUUUUUGUAAAAAGCAGCGAUUUGCGUCCGUUUUGAAGUCGGAGGUCGGCCAUGAAGAACCGCGAAUCCUGCACUUUACGGCUGCAGGUGGAUCGGAGGCUCCGUGGCGCGAAUCCGAGGGCUCCGUGGCGCGAAUCCGAGGGCUCCGUGGCGCAUUCCAUUCAUAAAGCGAUCUCGCGGCAUUUUGCUUUGAGCUCCUUGUGAGAUGCGUGUACACUACUUGUAUGUAUAUUUCCUGACGGGGGGGGGGGGGGGCAUUAGGUGUUUUUUUUUUUUUUUUUUUUAACCACAAGAGUCUGGUGAAGCUUCUCUCGGAGGAUGCGCUGGUUACGGCCAUAAUUAAGUAGCUCCAGUGCAUGAAUAGCAAUCGACUUAGACAACUAAUUGUUCAAUUUUAAAAGAGAAAAUUGUCAUUGA
Messenger RNA from Rana temporaria (common frog), 2522 nucleotides. It is a transcript of the gene GOLM2, whose product is annotated as golgi membrane protein 2. The coding region runs from base 92 to 1363 and encodes 423 amino acids. The transcript is spliced from 10 exons. NCBI's taxonomy places the organism in Eukaryota, Metazoa, Chordata, Amphibia, Anura, Ranidae. The record is from RefSeq and is a predicted model, not a curated record.